Molecule: messenger RNA, 1215 nt
Organism: Thlaspi arvense
Lineage: Eukaryota; Viridiplantae; Streptophyta; Magnoliopsida; Brassicales; Brassicaceae
Source: the annotation of a GenBank genome assembly
AUGUUCAAAUUAACAUAUAACAUGGAUGAGUUAGGAAAAUCCAUGGAGAUGCAAAACGAUGUCGCGGUGAUAUUUGCUAAGCAUGUCAUCGCUACGGUGGCUAACAGCACCAACCUCGUCUUCUCACCAACGUCAAUCAACGUUUUGCUCUGUCUCAUUGCUGCUGGCUCCAGUUCCUUUGCCAAAGAACGAAUCCUCUCGUUCCUCAUGUUGCCGUCAUCGGAUCACCUCAACGCAGUCUUGGCCAAGACCAUAUUCGUUAACCUCGCCGAUAGCGGCGAGAGAAGUAAUAUUGUGCGUUUCUCAGCCGCUUAUAGUGUCUGGAUCGACAAAUCUCUCUCCUUCAAGCCUUCCUAUAAAGAGCUUUUGGAUAACUCUUACAAGGCUACUUCCAGUCAAGUUGACUUCGCAUCCAAGCCUGGUGAAGUGAUUGAUGAAGUGAAUGCAUGGGCUAAAUUCAAAACCAAUGGAGUCGUUACGCAGAUUUUUUCACCCAAUUCUAUCGAGCAUAUUCGUGAAAGCAAGCUCAUACUUGCAAAUGCAAUGUAUUUCAAAGGAUCUUGGAGCGAAAGCUUCGAUGCAAAGUUGACAAUAGAUUACGAUUUUCGUCUUCUUGACGGCACAUCUGUGAAAGUUCCCUUCAUGACCAAUGGCCAAGACCAAUACCUAAACAGCUAUAGUGGUUUCCAAGUUUUGCGCCUCCCUUAUGUAAAGGAUCAUCCUCACUUCUCCUUCUCCAUGUACAUUUAUCUUCCUAAUGAUAGAGACGGCUUACAUGCACUGCUUGAGAAAAUAAGCUCGAAACCAGGGUUUCUUGAUGAUCGUAUUCCACGCCGCCGUAGAUCAGUGGGUGCUUUUGGAAUUCCAAAGUUUAAGUUCUCUUUUGAGUUUGAAGCUUCGGAUGUUUUGAAGGAUAUGGGGCUGACUUCGCCGUUUACUCGUGGAGGUAGCUUAACGGAGAUGGUUGAUCCGCCUAGCAUGGCUGAGAAUCUGUACGUCUCAAAGAUUCUUCAUAAAGCGUGCAUUGAGGUGGAUGAAAAGGGAACUGAAGCUGCAGCCGUUUCUGUUGCACUCAAGAUGGUGGCGGGUUGUUCGCUACAUAAAUCGAGAAAACCAGAUUUUGUAGCUGACCAUCCAUUUCUAUUUACUGUGAGAGAAGACAAGAGUGGAAUGAUUAUGUUCAUGGGUCAAGUUCUUGAUCCUUCGAAACAUUGA